Molecule: messenger RNA, 1728 nt
Organism: Fonsecaea nubica
Lineage: Eukaryota; Fungi; Ascomycota; Eurotiomycetes; Chaetothyriales; Herpotrichiellaceae
Product: nuclear distribution protein PAC1
Exons: 3
Coding region: 1-1728 (575 amino acids)
Molecular function (GO): protein binding
Source: RefSeq, a predicted model, not a curated record
AUGGCGUUGGCGUUGGUGUUGGAGAUGCCGAUGCAGAUGGGGUUGGUUUCCCUGCACCUCUUCCCUCCCAUCAUUCUUCACUGCAUCUAUCUGAAUCCUACCACCACGUCUUCGCCCUCGAAUGCUUCACUACUUUACUUCACACCGAGCUGCAUUACCGGAGAAGAUUUUUAUUGUGGCUGCGGUAAACGGUCGAUCCUUUUCAACAGCAACGAGAUCAACGCAGCCGAUUCUUGCCAAAAAUCUACCGACCAAGAAUUUAUUCAGUUGAAGGUGCUGGUCUUAUCGUCACAUGAACAUCUAGACUUUGGGAGACAAUUUGAGAAGGGGCUGCGAGCCCAAAAUACUUCAGCCAUGAGCCAGCUCCUGACCUCCCGUCAAGCAGAGGAACUACACAAGUCCAUGGUCGCCUACUUGCUCUCGGUUGGCAUGACUGAAAGUGCAAAUAACCUGCGUCGAGAAGCGAACUUGGCCGACACAUUUGACGACGUUACCGCUAAAAAGUAUGAGACCCUGUUGGAAAAGAAAUGGACCUCAGUUGUCCGCCUACAAAAGAAAAUUAUGGACCUUGAAGCAAAGAACGCCGCUCUUCAACAAGAGAUAGAGUCUGCUACACCUCUCUCCUCGAAUCGAAAAAUCGACCCCCAGACAUGGUUGCCCCGAGCCCCUGCCCGGCACACCCUACAAGGCCACCGGGAUCCUGUCACCGCUGUUGCAUUCCAUCCAAUCUUCUCCUCACUGGCCUCUGCUUCAGAUGAUUCCACCAUCAAAAUCUGGGAUUGGGAGCUAGGGGAGCUCGAAAGGACACUAAAAGGUCAUACAAAGGCCGUGCUGGAUGUCGACUUUGGUGGUCCAAGAGGAGGCACUCUGUUGGCCAGUUGCAGUAGUGAUCUCACCAUCCGGCUUUGGGACCCAAGCGAUGAAUACAAGAACAUCCGGACGCUACCGGGCCAUGACCAUUCCAUCUCGUCUAUUCGGUUUAUUCCUUCGGGUGCUGCUGGUGCUCCUCUAUCAGGGAACACACUGGUAUCCGCCUCAAGAGAUAAGACACUCCGGAUUUGGGAUGUCACAACGGGCUAUUGCUUGAAAACGUUAAAGGGGCACUCGGACUGGGUUAGAGCGGUGGUUCCUUCGAUCGACGGGAGAUGGCUACUCAGUGCUGGAAACGAUCAGAUACCACGAUUGUGGGAUGCCACCUCGGGCGAAGUCAAAAUCACCUUCUUAGGCCACGAACACGUGGUGGAAUGUGUUGCCUUUGCCCCAAGCUCGUCUUACGCCCAUCUCUCUAGUAUCGCUGGGUACAAAAAGCCACCUCCGGCCAGCAGUAGUGGAGAGUUUCUGGCAACAGGAGGAAGGGACAAAAUCAUCAAGAUCUGGGACAAUCGGGGAACAUGCCACAAGACAUUGGUGGGACACGAUAAUUGGGUACGGGGCCUCGUCUUUCACCCUGGUGGCCGGUAUCUGAUCUCGAUAUCUGAUGACAAAAGCAUUCGAUGUUGGGAUUUGUCGCAGGAGUGUAAAUGUGUCAAGGUCCUGGAGGAUGCUCACCAACAUUUCAUCACCAGUAUCCGGUGGGCACCGGAUAUUCCCAUUCAACCAAACAUGAACGGGGAGACCAACGGCGUAGGCACUGCUGUUAAGAAGGAGGACAGUGGAGGAGGAGGCAAGAUUCGCUGUGUCAUUGCCACUGGCUGCGUUGACUGGAAUGUCCGGGUCUUCGCUGGGUGA